Molecule: messenger RNA, 1833 nt
Organism: Vicia villosa (hairy vetch)
Lineage: Eukaryota; Viridiplantae; Streptophyta; Magnoliopsida; Fabales; Fabaceae
Exons: 3
Coding region: 1-1833 (610 amino acids)
Molecular function (GO): zinc ion binding
Source: RefSeq, a predicted model, not a curated record
AUGUUGGCUAACAUGCUUAUGACAGUCAUAAGUCAUAUCGGUAAGGACUCGGUUGAUUUGUAUGUUCUGCUCCAACAACCAAACGAGAGCCAGGUCGUUGGUCCCAUCGAAGUAGAACAAGCUGAGGUUGAUGUAAUUGAUGAAGAGGAAGAAAAUCCAGAGUUAGCAUUUGAUGACAUGGUGAACGAUGAUUCUGAAGACGAUGUUGAAGGUGUAAUACCUCCAAUUUCAGUAUACACACCGCCGUCUCACAUGUCGAACGUUGACAUGGCCGAUGAUGAACCCUCAUCAGACAUAUUCCACAAUGUCUGCAUGCAGUCAGAUGCAACUUUAAAAGAGAAAGAUAGUUUUCGUUCGAAGGAUGAGUGCAUGCGAGCAAUAAAAAAGUUCCACAUGUUACACUCUGUGGAUUUUAAAGUGGACCGAACAAAUGCAGAACGGUACAAAAUCAAAUGUACCAAUACUGAGUGUUUGUUCAAGCUCACUGCUUCAUACAGGUUGAGAAGUGAUUCAUGGGUGAUAGGCAAAAUUUCUCAACCUCACACUUGCAUCAACUCUUCUCGCUCGCAAGAUCAUCGUAAGUUAAGUUACGAUCUGAUAUGUCAAGAAAUCUUGCCUCUCAUCAACAAUGAUCCAUCGUUGAAGAAAGCAUGGUUAGCAAAAACCAAGGCGAUUGAACAAGUAUACGGUAAUUGGGAGGAAUCAUACAAAGAGUUACCCCGCUACUUAAAUGCACUCUGCACUUAUGCUCCUGGUACUGUUUAUGAGAUGGAAACAUUGCCCGCGUAUGCCCCAAAUGGUACUCUUGUCAGCGGAAAUGGAAUAUUUCGUCGCCUAUUCUGGGCCUUCCAACCUUGCAUCAGAGGGUUUGCAUUCUGCAAACCUAUUAUUCAAAUAGAUGGAACGUGGUUGUACGGAAAAUACAAAGGCACCCUACUGAUGGCAGUCGCACAAGACGGAAACAGCAACGUCUUCCCAAUUGCAUUCGCUCUAGUCGAGGGAGAGACCGGUGGAGGUUGGAUUUUUUUUCUCAAACAUCUUAGAACACACGUGGCUCCGCAAGAAGGUCUCUGUUUGAUCUCUGAUAGACAUGCUUCUAUUGUUAGUGCAUACAAUAACCCGGCUAAUGGUUGGCAUGACCCCCCUUCUACGCAUGUCUUCUGCAUUAGACAUACUGUACAAAAUUUCACGCGAGAAAUUAAAGACAGGGCCCUUCGAAAAUUGGUUAUGAACGCAGGGUAUGCAUUAACUCAACCAUCUUUCAAACAUUAUCGUAGAGAGAUCAGACUGUCAAAUCCAGAUGCAGGUACUUGGAUUGAUAAUAUUCCAGUGGAGAAGUGGACAAGGUCAUACGACAAUGGACAUCGAUGGGGACACAUGACAACAAAUCUUGUUGAAUCAAUGAACGGUGUCUUCAAAGGCAUACGACACCUCCCUGUAACCGCUUUGGUAAAAUCAACAUAUUUUAGGAUGGCUUCAUUGUUUGCACAAAGAGGUGAAAGGUGGGACGCUGUGUUACGAGCUGGACAAUUGUGGAGUGAAUGUUGCACAAGAUUUAUCAAGGCAAAAAGUGCGAAGGCCAACACACAUACGGUUACAAGGUUUGACCGACAUAACCAUAAUUUCAUGGUCAGAGAGACAGUCGACCACGGCGAAGGGCUACCAAGACAAGAGUAUAGGGUUCUACUAGAAGAACGUUGGUGCGAUUGCGGCAAGUUUCAGGCAUUUCGUAUGCCUUGCUCCCAUGUCAUUGCAGCAUGUGCCCAUUCUCACUUAGAUGCAUUAGCACUCCUGUCACCCAUUUACAAGUCUGAGACCUUGCUCCACGUAUAA